Physcomitrium patens is the source of this 847-nucleotide messenger RNA. RefSeq lists its product as uncharacterized. Gene Ontology annotation, biological process: glycine decarboxylation via glycine cleavage system; protein lipoylation. Lineage: Eukaryota; Viridiplantae; Streptophyta; Bryopsida; Funariales; Funariaceae. The record is from RefSeq and is a predicted model, not a curated record. Gene Ontology annotation, cellular component: glycine cleavage complex; cytoplasm; mitochondrion.
CAACCAAGACUGUGAGACACUAAGGCUCAUCUUGUUCUUCACCCUCCCCUCACAGCUCCAGUCUCAGAUUCACAACAGCCUUGCGCAUUGGAACAUCCAGCCAAGCGCGUGAGGUGCGAGUGAGGAGCAAGUAGUCUAGUUACGUGUUUGUUGCAAUGGCGCUUCGAUCGGCAGCGACACAGGCAGCUACCUUGUUGAGGCUGCGGGGCAGGCCUGCACUCACUCAGAGCAUCUACGUCCCGCUGGCCAGACGCUUCUCCACCACCCAGGUUGCCUCCGACGAGGUCCGCGAUGGUCUACAUUACGCCGAGACUCACGAGUGGGUGAAGGUUGAUGGUGACAUUGGCACCAUCGGCAUUUCCGAUCAUGCCCAGAAAGCCUUGGGAGAUUUGGUUUUCAUCGAGUUGCCCGAAGGAGGAAGCGCCGUCACUGCUAAGACGAGAUUCGGUUUGGUAGAGAGUGUGAAAGCCGUGAGUGAGGUUUACAGCCCUGUAUCUGGAGAGGUCGUGGAGACCAACAGCUCCCUCUCGGAAACUCCCGAGACAGUGAACAGCAGCCCCUAUGACGAAGGCUGGCUCAUCAAGGUGAAGUUGUCUGACAAGUCCGAGCUCGAGAACUUGAUGAACAAGGAGAAGUAUGCGGAACACCAGGACGGCCACUAGUUGAAAUGUUGCAUUGCAUUUCACAGACCUGAAUUGUCUGGUUGAACUCAUUGUGUACAAAAGUCGGAGAAUGCCUCAUGUUCGUAAGAAGUGCAACGGAGGAGGAAGACUGUAGUUGGUUGAUGAAUCUAUGUGAUUCUUUUGAAGUAAAGAGUUUGCAAAAUGACUUGUAAAUUGGACAUCUC